Messenger RNA from Oncorhynchus mykiss (rainbow trout), 5719 nucleotides. Its product is annotated as 52 kDa repressor of the inhibitor of the protein kinase. The record is from RefSeq and is a predicted model, not a curated record. NCBI's taxonomy places the organism in Eukaryota, Metazoa, Chordata, Actinopteri, Salmoniformes, Salmonidae.
GGGAUGUGACGUUAGCAAAGCAUUGUGGGAAGAUGAUUUUUCGCGCGUCCUGUUGUUUCCUCCAGGACUCAAGGCCACGCAGUGCGCUCUUCUAUUCUUUAGUAAUUUCAGGGUAAAGUGAAUAUUCAAAUUUACUUUUGAAAAGCAGCAUAUUAGCAAAACUAACAAUGUCGAACUUUUGCGCAGCACCGAAUUGCACCACAAGAAGCAAUGAGUCAGCAUCGCCAUUAUUCAGGUUUCCAAGCGACACUGAAAGAUGCAAGCAGUGGGUGGACAACUGUCAUUGCAAGGAUCUUGAAGAUAAAACACCUGACCAGCUAAACAGACACUACAGACUUUGUGUUAACCACUUUGAACCAUCCAUGAUAUGUAAAGCAAGUCCUUACAGGACAAAGCUGAAGGAUAAUGCCACACCAACCAUCUUUGACUUAACAAGCCACCUCAAUAAUCCACAAUGUAGGCAACGCAAGAGGAUUAAAGAGCUGAGUAAAGCUGAAGCAGGACAAAUGAAAGAGAGGAAAAAGGACUCGGCGGACCAGUCAAAAACUAACACAAAUUUUGCGGAAGGUCAAGAUGACCCUGAGACAAACGACACCACCCAGCUGACCUCUAAGGAGAAGGAGCAUAGAGAAUACCUCAAAUCACUAUUUGAAGUUAUUGUAGUAUUGGGCAAACAAAACAUACCUCUGAAUAGACAUACCAAGGAGGUGCAGGAGAGCAAGUGCCUUACUCCGAGCAACUUCAAGGCAUUGUUGGAGUACCGAAUGAAUGCUGGUGGUGACGAAGCUCUUAGGAAAAGGUUUGAGAUGAGUGCUAUGAACGCAGUGUGCUGCACCUUCACCCAGCAGAUGCAGAUGAUGGAGGUCUGUGAGAGUUGCAUCCGUGAGGAGCUCUUACGGGAAGUCAGAGAGGUUCGCUUCUUCUCAUUAGUCACUGACGAUGUCGUUGAAAUCUCUGGCGAGAGCCACCUCCCCAUGUUCUUGCGUUUUUUGGACCAGGCCAACUGCUUGCGGGAGGAUUUUGUGGGAUUCCUUCUAUUUGAGGGAGAAGAUGAGACCCUGAUGGAGAGGCUGCUGACUGAGGUGACAAAGAAGUGGGGUUUAAAUAUGGACUACUGUAGAGGGCAGGCCCACUUCAGCUCCGGUGUGCAUUCUAGCAAAAUAAAAACCAUUGCAACCAAACUCACAGAGAUGUACCCCACAGCAGUGUACACACCAAGAUCCACCUGUGCCUUAAAUGCCUCACUGGCAAGUGGAGUGGCUUUGACAGGCGUUCAGAUUGUCAUGUCUACUUUCAAGAAGAUUGAGUCUUUUUUCAAUGAAGCUUCUUCACUGCAAUUGGAGUUGGAGAAUGCCAUCUCCAUUUUCUACCAGGGUAAUGAAGAGAAGGCCAAUGAUCUGAAAGAGGCCUGCCGUACCAACUGGACAGUGAGACAUGAUGCAUUUGAGGUAGCAGUCGAUGUCCUGGAAUCUCUUCUGCUCUGCAUGGAUAGUGUUCAUGACAAUGAAGAUCUGAGGUGGAGUGACCAAGUCACAAAUGAUGCCUUGGAGAUAUCAGAGGCUCUGGCUGAUUUUGAGUUUGUUGCAACAUUGGUUGUGCUAAAAAACACCCUGUCAUUCACAAGAGCCUUUGGCAAGAACUUGCAAGGGCCAACGAUGGAUGUCUACUUUGCUGCCAACAGCUUGACCGCUGUGUUGCACUCGCUGAACGAGGUCUCUGACAACAUUGAUGUAUACCAUGAGUUCUGGUUUGAAGAGGCUGUUAACCUAGCCGCUGCACUGGAAAUCCCGGUCAAGGUUCCCAGGCUCUACUUGAGAAAGUACCAUGCAGAAUCUGGAACAGAGAUCCAGCCUGAGAGCUACUUUAAAGAACACCUGACCGCCCCGGUGGUGAGCCACGUCAUCAAUGAACUGAACGACCUCUUCUCUGAAAACCACCUCAAUGCCCUGAGAUGUCUGACGCUCGUCCCUGCUGUCAUGGGGCAGUUAAAGUUCAACACUUCUGAGGAGAACAACGUGGAGAUGUACAGAAACGACCUUCCCAAUGCAGACACUCUCCCCACUGAGCUGCACUGCUGGAGGGUGAAGUGGAAGCACAGGGGCAAGGUGACCCUGCCCUCCACCGUCCAUGAGACGCUGCAGCUGGCUGAAGUGAAGUUCUUCCCCAACGUGCUUGCCUUCUUGAGGGUGCUCUGCAACCUGCCAGUCCUGAGCCUUGAUGUUGAUGGCGAUGCUUCUCGUAAACGCUUUCAGAUGUACCUGGAGAACACACCUGACAAACACAGGUCCAAGAGUCUGGCGUUUCUGAACAUACAUUAUAAUGCCAGACAUGACCUGGAUGUCAUGGUUGAUAGUUACAUUAAGAUGUACCCUGAAAAUGAAAGUCAUGAGCAAGUAUGCCAGCCUGUUGACUAAAUUACUUGUUAUUUUAUGUUAGUAGUAGUCUGUCCUUAGCAUUUGUGACCUGAGCUUACCUAUCACCUAUUGGAUGUUUGAUAUGUUUAAACCACUUAUUAUGGCUGUAUAUGUUUACCAAUGACCAAUGCAAAUAUAUACGUUUUUUGUUUUGGGGAAAAUCAAUCAUUAGUUUUAAACUGCAAAAAGUAUGUGGACACCUGCUUGUCGAACAUCGCAUUCCAAAAUCAUGGGCAUUAAUAUGUAUGGUGAAGCGUAAUUCAUCAUUCCAGAGAACACACUUCCAAUGCUCCAGAGUCCAAUGGUGCUGAGCUUUACCUCUCCAGCCGACGCUUAGCAUUGCACAUGGUGAUCUUAGGCUUGUAUGCGGCUGCUUGGCCAUAGAAACCCAUUUCAUUAAGCUCAUUACGAACAAUUAUUGUGCUGAACAUUUCUUCCUGAGGCAGUUUGGAACUCGGUAGUGAGUGUUGCAACUGAGAACAGACAAUUUUUACACACUUCAGCACUCAGUGGUUCCGUUCUGUGAGCUUCUGUGGCCUACCACUUUGCGGCUGAGCUGUUGUUGCUCCCAGACGUUUCCACUUCACAAUAACAGCGCUUACAGUUGACCGAGGCAGCUCUAGCAGGGCAGAAAUUUGAUGAACUGACUUGUUGAGAAGGUGGCGUCCUAUGACUUUGCCACAUUGAAAGUCACUGAGCUCUUCAGUAAGGAAAUUCUACUGCCAAUGUUUGUCUAUUGAGGUUGUGUGGCAGUGUGCUCGGAUUUUAUACACCUGUCAGCAACGGGUGUUGCAUAAAUAGCCAAAUCCACUCAUUUGAAGGGGUGUCCACAUACUUCUGUGUGUACAGCACCUUCAGAAAGUAUUCAUACCCUUAGACUUGUUCCACAUUUUGAAUAAAAAAAAAUGGGUGAAAAAUAUACAUUUAUUCCUUCUACAAUACCCCAUAAUGACAGUGUAAACAUGUUUUUAGAAGUGUUAGCACAUUUAAAAAUGAAAUGCAUUAAUAUUUCAUUUGCAUAAGUAUUCACACUAGUGGUGCACAAUGUAUCGGUGAACAUAUUGGAAUCGGCUGAUAUAAACUAGCCAUUUUUAGCUAAACGCCCCGAUAUCAAAGCUGACGUGCAUACCUAUAUAACGUAGAUACAUGAUGCCACGUACAAACGUUGCGCUAUACGUGCAACACAGCAUUCCUAAACUAGCUCACAAUGUCUGCUGUGGAUCAAGCAAUCAUUUGAAAGAGUAAAAAAAAUGUCAGCGAGACAACUCAAAGGCGAAAUCCAUUAAAGCCAAGAUAAUGGAAUUCAUUGUCCUUGACAAUCAAUCGUUCUCUGUUGUGGGUGAUACUGGCUUUCGCGACUGGUCAAGCGCUACCAAGUGCGCUAUUUUUCAGAUGUUUCCCUACCGGAGUUGCACAGUAAUGGCGUAACUGCUAUUAGCUUCAUGACAUGCAUACUAUGGAACGCCGUUUGGGUCUGCGUGUCAAAAAAGAUACAGUAGCACUGUCAAAGCUGUACAAAAAAAUCUGCAUGCACAGGCCACGAACAAUGUGUUUACAAUACCGCGUUGGUAAUAAAGCAUAAUUUGUUCGACCGCAAUACAACCAGCCUGAAAACAAUGAUCAGUAGAACCUGCAGUCAUUUAUAUUAUUCUUAGCAAUGAUUUAGGAAUCCUUGUGAGUAAGUAUUAGCUAGGUUGCCACUUUUUGUUCGGCUAUUGAAAUUGAACUUCAGUUCAUGAAAAUAAAUAGCUAGUCGGCAACAUAACCCUGUUGCCCAAAGCUAGCGUAAUAAGCAGCCAGCUAGCUUAUGCUUGUGAAGCUAGCCGCAAUAAGGAUUGGGCACAAUAGUGGAAUUUUCGGUUUGCCUUCAAAAUAAAAGUAUGUCAUUGACAGUAAUACAAAUGUAAUUAUGCCAUUUUUAUUUUGAAGGCUAACCGCAAAGUCCACUAUUGUGACUAGCUUCACAUAGAUGGGUCUGACCACCAUGAAUCAAAUAAAAACUGUCUUAUAAUUAGGGUUAUUUUAGAUGACACGUACUACUACACAGUUAGCAAGCUAACUAUAGCUACUGAAACGGAUGUCGUGUUAUUUGACAUCUUUUUUGACAUGCAAAGACCGAAAUGGCAUUCCAUAGAAAUCCUGGUUGAGAAUGGAACGACUGAACAACGAAACAGCAAGUAAGUGAAGUAAAUAGGUUUUGAUUAUGUUUUACUGGUAAUUGCCUCACCCCUGAGUCAGUACUUUUUAGAAGCACCUUUGGCAGCUAUUACAGCUGUGCCUUUCUGGGUAAGUCUCUAAAGCCUUGUUCACACUGCAGGUCGUAAUGCUCAAAUCAGUUUUGUUUUUCAAAUCCGUUUUGGACUACAGACAGCACAUUACAAGUGUCCAAAUCUGAUUUAUUUGUGUGUGUUCAUGUUGAACACUAUUGUUGCACACAGUCCAUGCAACUUAUGUGACAUGUUAAGCAACUUUUUACUCCUGAAUUGAUUUAGGCUUGCCAUUACAAAGGGGUUGAAUACUUACUGAGUCAAGACAUUUCAGCUUUUCAUUUUUAAUUAAUAUGUCAAUCCAAGAAACAAUGUCAUACUCGUUUGAACCAGACAGUAGAUGGUCUUCACGUAGAGACCGAGGGUCGCUGUUUCGCUCGCUCGGAUGCUUUCUCCUGUGAGAUACAUUGUCUCUUGCAAAUUGAAGGAAAAUUAUUAAACACAGACAAAAUGUAAUGAUAUUUUUAAAACAUUUUUGGGAAGCCUGGUUUCUCUUGGUGUCCAUGAAUACAUGCCACUGAAUUUAUGUAUAGGUAAUUGAUGUUUAUGCGACUGGAAAUGUAAUAUGUAAACUUGUGUUGUUCCCAGUAGACACUAACACCUUUGGCCGAUUUAUCAAAAUGCGUAGGGAAUAUGUAGUUUGGAGUGUUUACACAUUGCAAGACAUCAUAAUAGCAUGUUGAUGCUUGUCAGACAUAAACAAUUUAAAAUGUAGACAUUUAUAAAUACAUCUGCAAGAUGUCUUGCCAAUUGGCAAACUCCAUACUACAUUUUAGGCUUAUGUUUAGAUGUACAGUUUGUGCAAUCUGGGUUGAAGUGCUCCAUCUUGUAAAACCAAUUUGAAAGAAAUACAGUUGAUUAUAUUCAUUUUGUAAAAAUGAUCGUUAGAAAUGAAAAAAAAUAAAAUUAUUCAGUCUAAUGAAUUGCAAUUGUCAUUCAUUUGAUAAUUACACUACACAUUUUAUUUGGGUUACCUGUUUGUUUGGGUGAUAGCAUUAUCUCUGAAAUAAAUGGAAGGUUUUUCCUCAUUGACUUUGA